UUUCAUAGAAAUCAAGGGGGUUGUCUGCAGUUUUUUUUCGACAGAGGGAUUAGGAGGCAGAUAGAAAGUAGAAACCUUCACCAUUAAACCCUCAACGGACCAUCUCGGUCUGCUUCCCUACUACUCAGAAUUUCAAACACAAAUGCCUAACAGUUGAAAAUGGUUUGCUGUCAGUUCUCCAAUCAUCUACUUAACAACGUUUGCAGAAUUCUUUACUGCUGCGGAAGGAGCUUUUCAGCGAAUCACAGGGCCAGAACGCCUCAUCAUCUCGUUUCCCCUUCACGUAUACGAUUUUCCAAGGGUUACCACAAAGUGUCAAAUUCUUUGAAGUCAGAACUCUCUGGAACUGGAACUACUCCUGUUGUUUCUCUUAAAGAUUUGGGAACUGUUGAAAGAGAAACAACACUAAAAGAAAGCACUUCCUUUGAUUCUUCCCAUAAAACAGAUAAUGUAGUAAAUAUUGAUUCUUCAAAUGGUCGAGUGAUGCUCAUUGAUGGCACUUCUAUCAUCUACAGAUCUUAUUACAAACUUCUUGCUAAGUUACAUCAUGGGCAUUUGUCUAAUGCGGAUGGCAAUGGAGAUUGGGUCAUGACAAUAUCUACAGCAUUAUCACUCAUCAUUGAUGUCUUGGAAUUUACUCCAUCACAUGUUGCGGUGGUUUUUGAUCAUGAUGGCUUUUCCUUUGGUAAUACGCCUCAGUCAUCCAGACAAAAAUUUAUGGCAAAAGGUCAGACUUUUCGGCACACUCUCUACCCUGCAUACAAGAGCAACCGUCCACCAACUCCAGAUACAAUAGUGCAAGGCCUUCAAUACCUGAAAGCAGCCAUCAAAGCAAUGUCCAUUAAAGUCAUUGAGGUUCCUGGUGUUGAAGCUGAUGAUGUCAUCGGGACCUUGGCUCUUCGCAGUGUUGAAGAUGGCUUCAAGGUUCGAGUUGUGUCUCCAGAUAAAGACUUUUUUCAGAUAUUAUCUCCUUCAUUACGCCUUCUUCGAAUUGCACCACGUGGUUUUGAAAUGGUUUCAUUUGGAAUGGAGGAUUUUGCUAAAAAAUAUGGAGCAAUAGAACCUUGUCAGUUUGUUGAUGUAAUGUCACUUGUUGGUGAUAGAUCUGAUAACAUACCAGGAGUUGAUGGAAUUGGGGAUGUGCAUGCAGUGCAGCUAAUCUCAAGAUUUGGCACGCUGGAGAAUUUGCUGCAACAUGUUGAUCAAGUUGAAGAGGAGCGAAUAAAAAAGGCUUUGAUAGCAAAUAAGGAGCAGGCUUUAUUGAGCAAAGAAUUGGCACUUUUACGUUCUGAUCUUCCACACUACAUGGUGCCAUUUGCCAUCAAUGAUCUCAUAUUUAAAAAACCAGAGGACAAUGGGGAGAAAUUUACAAACCUAUUGACAGCAAUUGGGGCAUAUGCAGAAGGCUUUUCGCUGGAUUCAGUUAUUAGAAGGGCUUUCUAUCUGUGGAAGAAGCUUGACAAAUCAUAAAUAUCAAACUUGUCCCAAGUAUUUUAUUACUUUGUGUGGGGUUUUAAGAACAAAUCUAUGGGUCAAAUUUCCAUGGUGAGCAGAAAUUCUACAAUAUAUAUCAUACAAAUAUAUCGCUCA
This is a messenger RNA of Lactuca sativa (garden lettuce), 1590 nucleotides long. RefSeq names its product 5'-3' exonuclease family protein. The record is from RefSeq and is a predicted model, not a curated record. Gene Ontology annotation, molecular function: 5'-3' exonuclease activity; 5'-flap endonuclease activity; DNA binding. Gene Ontology annotation, biological process: DNA replication, Okazaki fragment processing. Lineage: Eukaryota; Viridiplantae; Streptophyta; Magnoliopsida; Asterales; Asteraceae.